CAAGAUUUAAGAUUCUCCUAGACACGUACAUGAACCAAAUUCUCCAAAACACGAAGCGAGCAAGUCGAACUCGAAGCACACCGAAGCCCACAAAAUCGCACCGAUGUCAGAGCCCCCAAAAGCCAGGGUAGUAAUCUGCGUGGGCGACAUCCACGGCUUCAUAACGAAGCUGCAGAACCUGUGGUCGAACCUCGAAAGCAGCAUCGACCGAUCCCAAUUCGAAACCGCCACCGUAAUCUUCCUCGGCGACUACUGCGACAGAGGCCCCGACACCCGCCGCGUCAUCGAUUUCCUGGCGGCCCUGCCGUCGCGGCACCCGCGGCAGAGGCACGUCUUCCUGUGCGGCAACCACGACCUGGCCUUCGCCGCCUUCCUCCGCCUCCUCCCGCCUCCGUCGGACGGGUCGGCGUUCUCGGAGGGGUGGAGGGAGUACGAGGGGAGCGAGGCGCGCGAAGGGUGGUUCAAGGGCGAGGGGUAUGAGGACAUGCACUUGCAGGGUCGAAGGUGGAGUGGUAACAUCACAGUGAAGUUUAACACUGCUAAGGGCACCGAGUAUCAGGGGUCCAUUUACGACGCUGGACCCACCUUUGAGUCCUAUGGAGUUCCCCAUGGUUCCUCUGAUUUGGUUAAGGCUGUUCCUGAUGAGCAUAAGAAAUUUCUUGCUGAUUUGGUUUGGGUCCAUGAAGAGGACGAUGUCUUUGUGAACACUGGUGAUGGAGUUAAAUGCUGCAAGUUGAUUGCUGUUCAUGCUGGUUUGGUGAAAGGAGCAGAUGUGAAAGAGCAACUAAAACUUUUGAAAGCUCGGGAUACUCGGGUACCUAAGGUUGAGGCUCUAAGUGGGAGAAAGAGUGUAUGGGAUAUUCCAGAGGAACUAACUGCAAGUGGAACCAUCGUUGUUAGUGGUCACCAUGCAAAACUCCAUGUAGAAGACCUAAGGCUGAUCAUUGAUGAAGGUGGAGGAUAUAAAGAUAAGCCAGUGGCUGCAAUUAUUCUUCCUUCGAUGAAGAUUAUUCGUGACACUGAUGUAUUAGCAAAAUAGUUUCAUAUUUGUGAUAUUUUUGCUUGUAUACAGAGUAGUCAAGCUGUUAAGCUUUAGAUCUAAUGAGCUUAGAGAUGAAAUAAUGUGUGUGUGUGUUGCUGAUCUGAAACACGAGAUACAUUUAAAAGGUUUUUCCUCUAAUUCUGAUUGUCAAUAAAGCAUUAAACUAUUCUUUUAAGCAA
This is a messenger RNA of Cajanus cajan (pigeon pea), 1221 nucleotides long. The record is from RefSeq and is a predicted model, not a curated record. NCBI's taxonomy places the organism in Eukaryota, Viridiplantae, Streptophyta, Magnoliopsida, Fabales, Fabaceae.